CUGUGGCUACACUUGAACCGUUCGACUCCAAAGUUGUGCCCAGAGAAAACCCUAAACUGGUUCAGGAAAAAGAAUAGUCCAUGAGGCGGUUACGGUAACGGACUUUCCAAACACGUCCUAAAUAGCACCGACGCCAAAACCCUACACGCUUCACUGGACCGGAACCAAGAAACCCUAAAAGUGCGAAGUCGAUAGGCGAUCGCCAUGGCCUGCGGCGCCGGAAAUUGUCAGUCCGGUUGCUUCCGGGACGACGACGACUCGGUCGUGACGGAGAAGAAGAAGUUAACCAAUGGGACUCUUUCAAGUGGCAGCAAUCUCGACCUUCCCAAUCACCAUAAUAUCUGCCUCAAGUGCAAGGUGAAGGAGACCCUCGCCUCCUCCGGCACCGUCUCGUUCGACGGGGACAUUGGCCGAUUUUGCUUCGAUUGCUUCCGCGGCAAUCUAUUCGGAAAGUUCAAACUCGCCGUCACCUCCAACGCUAUGAUUUCCCCGACGGAUAACGUUCUUGUCGCCUUCUCCGGCGGUCCUUCUUCCAGGGUGGCGUUACAAUUUGUACAUGAGAUGCAGCAAAAAGCGCAGAAGAAUUUUGACGCAAGUAGAGAUAGAUCAUUGCCUGUAUUUGGUGUUGGCGUUGCUUUUGUCGAUGAAAGUGCAGUUUCUCGGAUUCCUUCCGAUGAAUUUGACAAAGCAAUUCAAGAUAUGAAAUCGAUUGUUUCAAAUUUAGCUCCUCCAGAAAAAGCCUUUCAUGUUGUUCCCAUUGAAAGUGUAUACUCUUCAAAUGGAAGGGAUAGAUUGGAAGAGUUGCUGAAUGCUGUUAAGGACGUAACAGGGAAGGAAGAUCUUUUGCAGCAUCUGCGGAUGUUGUCAUUGCAAAAGAAUGCUUAUGAAAAUGGGUAUACCAAACUUCUUUUGGGAUCAUGCACAUCGAGGAUUGCUUGCCAUGUGAUUUCUGCAACUGUGAAGGGCCAAGGUUACUCCUUACCAGCAGAUAUACAAUAUGUUGAUGCAAGGUGGGAGAUCCCUGUAGUGCUUCCACUUCGGGACUGUCUUGCACAAGAGCUGAACAUGCUUUGUCGCCUUGAUGGUUUGAAGACCAUGGAGGUGCUUAAUAGUCCUCAUUCUGGCAUCAAUGGCUUGGUUGCAUCGUUUGUUACACUUUUGCAGGAAGAGAACCCUUCUCGAGAAUGCACGAUAGUAAGAACAGCUGGAAAGUUGACUCCAUUUCAUUUCAAUCAGAUUCCAGAAAGUGAUGACUCUAAUGCCCAUUUGGCAUCCCGACGGCGUCAAAAGAAAUUCAAUCUCAAGCCUAAUGAAUCUGUACCCCCAGAGUCAUAUUGUCCUAUCUGCAAUAGCCCACUCAGCAAAUCUGAUCAUAUAAAUUUGAGCAGUCUUGGGAGUGAUCAAACAAAUGCUGAUAUUUUUGGGGCUACUUGUUGCCCAAGUUGCCAGUUUCAGAUACUUCCCAAGGAACCCGCGUCUAUGGAGCAUUUUUAUUCCCUUCUUCCCCAGCAGUUUGUUGUUCAAGCGAAGGACAGAAGCUUUAGUAUGCAGAGACAGCUAAGGGAGCAAAUACAAGAUUUCCUGCUAUCCGAUAGCGAAGAUGGAACCUGAACUCAAAACUCUAAGGCUUGUCCCAUUUCGGAUGUAGGUUUUCUUCUACGUGGAAGCUUCCGAAAGAUGGUGAUGCUUGUACCUACAACUGUUAGAAACACGUCGCAUUUGGAGGCUUCCAUUCUUGCAGAUUAUGUUGUGAUUUUUUUUUUUCAAAUUAUUAAUGUGACAGAUAUAAGGAGUUUCUUGAUUUAUAGAAAGUGUUGCAGAUAUAGAAAGCUGGGAAUUCUCCUGAGUUACCAAGAUGAACAUUGCCUUUAUCUUACCUCGAGCAUGCAAUGAAAAAGGGAAGAAAAAUUGUUGGAGUUUGUAUAGUGUUGAACCCUGAAUCCCCCAUUCGACAACCUCACCUUUUGUCGCAACCUGAUUGAAAUAACACUCCCUACAUGUAUUUAAGCUUUUGGGUGUCACAGUGUAAUGGGUAUAUUAAGGAGGUUGAGAUAUGUCAAGGUGUCGGAGUGUGAUUGGUUUGUUGUGCUGCUGCUUGAAGCUGUUCAAGACCCGUGACAUGAGCUAGACUUCGUCGCUAAAGUUUCAUAUCUUACAGCAUAUAUCUUAAAAGCAUAUGAAAAUCUCUCACCGACUUUUUCAACUGCCCCUCUCC
This is a messenger RNA of Vitis riparia (riverbank grape), 2215 nucleotides long. RefSeq names its product cytoplasmic tRNA 2-thiolation protein 2. Bases 205 to 1611 code for a protein of 468 amino acids. The record is from RefSeq and is a predicted model, not a curated record. Gene Ontology annotation, biological process: tRNA wobble position uridine thiolation. NCBI's taxonomy places the organism in Eukaryota, Viridiplantae, Streptophyta, Magnoliopsida, Vitales, Vitaceae. Gene Ontology annotation, molecular function: sulfurtransferase activity; tRNA binding. Gene Ontology annotation, cellular component: cytosol. The transcript is spliced from 7 exons.